This is a messenger RNA of Talaromyces atroroseus, 819 nucleotides long. RefSeq lists its product as hypothetical. Bases 1 to 819 code for a protein of 272 amino acids. NCBI's taxonomy places the organism in Eukaryota, Fungi, Ascomycota, Eurotiomycetes, Eurotiales, Trichocomaceae. The record is from RefSeq and is a predicted model, not a curated record. The transcript has 3 exons.
AUGAGAUUCUCAACGUCCAAUAUUGCCAUAACGGCCUCUUCAUUGAUACUAUGGGCUCCUCGUGUGGCCGCAAUUAACUAUAAUGCCACUACAUAUGUCGACUGUUACAAAUCGGUUCCUGGCUUCAUAGACAAUGGCACGUACACAUAUCAAAGCACAGGGUGGUGCCAAGAACAAUGUGUACCCAUGGGCUACUCUGUAAUGGCCUUGUUAGAUGGGAAGAGUUGCUACUGCGGCGAUGAACUUCCCCCCAACUCAACCCAGACCAGUGGCUGUGAUACUCCAUGUCAGGGAUUUGGCCAGGAUGAUUGCGGUGGUACUGAUGUAUAUGGUGUCUUUCUCACUGGUUUGACAUCGGACGUUUCUAUCAUGUCGGAGAGCUCUUCUACCUCCUCCUCCUCCACUACCUCCACCUCCGCCUCCUCCUCCUCCACCACAAACGGCGUGACGGUUAUUACCCAAGCGGGAGAGACGAUCGUCGUGACAGCGUCCAGCUCCGCUACCAGUGCUGCUGCAAAAUCCUCGGGUCACUCCGACACCGCCGGCAUUGCUGCCGGUAUUGUCGUGGGCAUCGUCGGUGCGUCUGCCAUAAUUGGCGCCGCCAUCUUCUUUCUCCGACGCCGACAAAAACAACGGGUUGAAGACGAAUAUAGACGAAAUGCAGAAAUCAAUGCAUUUGCUCAAAAACCAUCGUCGGUCAGCUCGGAUGCACGGUGGGAUAGCGACUACAUGGCUCAACGACGCCAAAGCAAUGGCAGCAUUGCUGAUGACCAGGACUUUUCACGGCGAAUCCUCCAGGUUACCAACCCUGAUCGCUGA